GAUAGUACACUACCUGUACCAAUUUUGCAUUGGUCUUUGGUCACUCUUAUCAGAACGUGAUAAGCUGACACGCACUUGUGGUUCGGCCUCGCGACUCGGCGUUUCUGUAAGAUGUCCAAACUUGUCUGCGUCGUCACUACCGGAUGUUUGCCGGGUCUCACCUCCUCAACUCGAUCGAUCCACACCUGGGAAUUUAUCGUUCCAAUCACCUCAGCACAACUACCUGGAGUGAUACGCUUUGGAUGAUUGUCACUGCAUUGCACAUCACUUUGGAUCCUCUCGAACAUCCCGCCGCACGCAAUACAGCUCUUUGCUGAGCCUUUGCUCUGUGAUACCAACGCUAUGCAUGUCGUUCUUUCCCUCCUGCUUGGGCAUAUUUGCCUGUGCGCCAGAGCAGCAUUUGUCAUGGAAUCCUCGCAUAACACCAUGACGAAGACGCCGAGCUACAACUGGGCGCUUGACAAUGGCUCACAGGGCUCGUAUCCAACUCACCGCUACAUUACUGAGGACAGCAUUACUUCUCCAGUCGUGAACUUCGCGACUUGGCAUCCUGAUUGCGAAAAUGAUCUAUACACGUUAAUCACACCCCGAGGAGCAGCAGUAGUACGAGCUGCACCGAUGUUAUUGGAUCAGCGCGGGAAUCUGGUUUGGACAAGAUCCUUCAACAACAAAUAUGGUGGACAAGCCUAUGGGCUAGAUGUGCAAACAUAUCAGGGACAGGAAUACCUCACCUUCUGGAUUGGAGAUGAUCGUGUCAAAGGCCACGGAUCGGGAUCAUAUUACAUGUUAGACACAUCCUAUAACAUAGCAUACGAAAUCGAGGCACUUAACGAUCUCGAUGCAGAUUUACACGAAUUCCACAUUACGCCCGAAGGCACGGCCUUGUUGACGAUCUAUCAGGUCAUCGAAUAUCAUUCUCGGGAUCUGCAUAAAUCUUCAUCAGCAAACCAACUCGAGCCACUAUUCAUCUGGGACUGUUUGUUUCAAGAGAUCACGAUCAAAUCACGAGAGCUGAUAUUCCAGUGGCGGGCAUCCGAUCAUGUUGCUCUUACCGACAGCUAUCGUGAAGUUGUUGGUGGCUCUCAAGAAGAUCCGUACGACUAUUUCCAUAUGAACAGUAUCGAGAAGGAUCACCAUGGAAAUUACCUCAUCUCUGCCCGCUAUCCACAAAGCAUCUACUAUGUUGACGGAAAGAGUGGAGAUAUCAUCUGGGUCUUGGGAGGGAAAGGGAAUAUUUUCUCCGAUUUGAGCGAGGGCUCCGCGAUCAGCUUUGCGUGGCAGCACGACGCACGACUACACGCACUAGAUGCUAUUCCCGAGAUCUAUCAGCCAAUUGGGGAGCGCAAAGGUGUCGAAGUCGUGUUGAUCAGCAUGUUCGAUAAUGCUGCGGAAGACUAUCGAUACGACUAUGGUGUUGGCUACUCAAGGGGGUUGUUGCUCGAGUUGACAUUUCCAGAAAUAUCUCAUCGAGAAACAACCCAGCGACAUCCGCAACGUUAUUCUGCCUCAAAUUAUGAUGAAACUGCUGACGUGAAUCUGCAAAAGAUUGCAGAUAUCAACGGGACAAAUCAAGCUCACACUGUACGAGUGAUUCAGUCUUAUGCGAAUCCUCAACUGAUACGCUCCUCAUCACAGGGGUCGAUGCAAGUGAUCCCAAGGACAAGGACCGGCAACGCAAGCGUAAUAGUUGGCUAUGGUUUGAACGCGGCUUGGACUGAAUUCAAUACUGACGGUGCUGUGAUCUGUGACGUGCACUUCGCAGCUCGGACUACCUGGGAGAGCGGUGAUGUACAGAGCUAUCGCACGCGAAAGGCAUCAUGGGUUGGGCGCCCCAAAUCCACGCCAGCGGUCGCGAUCACGGAUGAUGGCAUGUGGCUCUAUGUCUCUUGGAAUGGUGCUACUGAAGUCAACCAAUGGGUGCUGCAAGCUUCAGUCGGCUAUGCCAGUAACGAGGUUUGGAACGAAGUACAUCGCCUACCGAAAUCGAGCUUCGAGACGGCUUUCGGCUUGACGACUCACUCAGACCACGAUCGAUACUUUCGUAUUGUCGCGCUGGACCGCAGCGGACAACCUCUGGACCAUGGAACCAGUCGAGUGUUGGAUCGUCAAGCCAAGGAAAUGGCCAGCGCUGUUCUAACAGGCCUCACGUCCGAUAAAGUCGCGGGUUUUGAGACUUUGGUCAUCUCAAUCUCGGUGCUCACCCUCGGUGUUUGCAUCUUCCUGGCGUGGUAUUCAGCAGGACCUCAUGCGAGCAAUCAUCAUUACGGGAGAGACAGCCCCGGUGUUCUUAUGUGGCAGAAGGGUGUGGCUUACGCGCGAUUGCGAGCCGGCUCUGGAUAAUAAAAUGGGUCGUUGACGGCCGAUGACAGGCACGAACGCUGACGCCUUCUUUCCAGUCUUUGUCAUAUGACAGUGUGCGAACACAGUAUGCACGGUGUGAGAAGAAAGAGGUUGCGUCAGUUUUAUCUUUUGCGAUCAAUGGAGCUUUCAGCCUGUCACAUACAGCCUCAGAAUUGAACUUCAUGCGGUGUCGUUGUAAUCACAGUCAACUAAGAUGUUCCAGGACUUCUGAAGCAUCAAGUGUAGCUAGAUGAAGUGAGGUGCUGCAGUUGGUGGAUGGGCCUGGUCUUACAACCCUAAAUUUGUCCACUACCUAGGUACAGGUGCUUCGCCAUCUCCAAAAGUUCGUUCCAGCUUCAG
Messenger RNA from Dissoconium aciculare CBS 342.82, 2700 nucleotides. RefSeq lists its product as uncharacterized. The record is from RefSeq and is a predicted model, not a curated record. The transcript is spliced from 2 exons. Bases 343 to 2340 code for a protein of 665 amino acids. Lineage: Eukaryota; Fungi; Ascomycota; Dothideomycetes; Mycosphaerellales; Dissoconiaceae.